AUGGCCGAGCAUUCCUCUGAAAAUGAUGACGCUGGCCAUUACUCUUCAUCAACAUCCACCAAAAAGCGAAUAAUAUUUAUCAGACAUGGAAGAUCAGUUUUCAAUGAAUUGUAUGUGGAGAGUGAGGAAAAUUGUCCUCCGAAUGAUCCGUGGGUCAUUGAUUCCGAACUGUCGGAAUUAGGACUUUCUCAAGUUCAAGUUUAUAAUGAAUAUUUGCGAAAAUUAUUUGGAAGUGCUUUGAAGAGUGCGUCAUCGAAUGAUUUGCACAAGGAAUGCCCACCUUCGACGGAAAACCAAUAUUCUGUAAAAAUUAUUUCCAGUCCAUUGACGAGAUGUAUCCAAACGUGUUUUCAUGUAUUAAACACACAUCAAGUGCUGCUGGUUAAUGAAGAAAAAACAUCAUUGGAUGAGAAUAACAUUUCACAAAUUAUUGAAAUUGAUCCUGAUUGCACAGAGCUUGAGGAAUCUUCAUGUGAUGUUGGAAGCACCUAUAGUGAAUUAAUUGCUAACGAAAAGAUGAAAAGUAUUUUAUCUCAUUUCGAUUUGAAGCUCAUUGAAAGCAAAGGAAAAUGGUGGUAUCAAAGCAAGGAUAACCCUCAGCAAACCGUACAUUUUGAGCCUUGGGAGCAUUUUAUGGAAAGAGUGAAGCGAUUUACAGCACGUUUACAUACUGACCUAAUCACCAGUGACACCAUUGUAAUUUUUUCUCAUUUUACAUUCAUAAGAGAGUGCGUCAAUUAUUUAGCUUUAUCGUUGAAUCUCAACCAUGCUCGUUCCAUUGUUGGAGCAGAGCAACCAACACACAAAACAAUUCCAAUAUCAAGUCUCGAAAAUAGAGAAGUGAUUAUUUUAGAAUUUGAUAAGAAGUAA
This is a messenger RNA of Naegleria lovaniensis, 870 nucleotides long. RefSeq lists its product as uncharacterized. The transcript has a single exon. Gene Ontology annotation, molecular function: phosphatase activity. The coding region runs from base 1 to 870 and encodes 289 amino acids. The record is from RefSeq and is a predicted model, not a curated record. Lineage: Eukaryota; Heterolobosea; Eutetramitea; Acrasida; Naegleriidae. Gene Ontology annotation, cellular component: cytoplasm.